Olea europaea var. sylvestris is the source of this 873-nucleotide messenger RNA. RefSeq lists its product as uncharacterized. Lineage: Eukaryota; Viridiplantae; Streptophyta; Magnoliopsida; Lamiales; Oleaceae. Bases 1 to 873 code for a protein of 290 amino acids. The record is from RefSeq and is a predicted model, not a curated record. The transcript is spliced from 3 exons.
AUGAGGCAGCUUCUUGUGAGUCUCCGAGUGUCUCCCAAACAUUUGGGGACGAGGAUAUGGAAUCUAAAAAAUUCUGAUUUUCAGUCACAUGCGACGGAAUUGAAAAACCAAAAAGAGGAAAAUCUUGUUGGGAUUAUUGGUGUUAAAGAGGUUAAAGCUCCAUGGGUAAACCUCUUCAACGACAAUAGGAAAAUGGAGGAAAAUAUUAAGUUGAAGGCCUUUGAUAAUCAAUCGGAAGAAGUAGUUUUGGGCGAAUCGGAUGAAGAUAAUAUUGAGAAUACUUGGGGAUAUGGUCUUGUUGGCGGGUGGUUGGUUUUCAAAUUUGAGAAGGAUUCGGAAAGGUUAAGUGUGUUGCAUGGUGGUCCCUACUUGGUAUAUGGGAGACCAUUAAUGUUAAAAGUCAUGCCCAGCUACUUUGAUUUUGAUGACAAAGACGUUAGCACUUUGCCGAUUUGGAUCAACUUAUUGGGAUUGCCAUUGGAGUUUUGGAACACGAGUGCCUUGGGUAAGAUUGUCUCCAAAGUUGGUAAACCUAUCUCGACCGAUAAGGUCACGACAACUAGAGGUAGACUAUCUUAUGCAAGAGCACUAGUUGAAGUUGAUGCAUCUAUUGAGCUUGUGCGGUGUUUGGGCAUUCCACUCUUGGGGUGCAAUUACAACAAACAUGUCGUGGGUAACAAAAGGAAGUUCGUAAAUGGCGAGGUAUCAAAAGCCUCCAUGACGGUUGCACAAGAGAAGAACACAUGGGCUGGAAAGACAUGCAUAGCUUCUAAUGUGCAGCGAUCUCUAGUUAACACAGCAACACAAUCUCAUGAAAUUCCAACCACAAACGAUGGGCAGCAAACUAGUGAGAUAAACAGUCAGCAGAGAUAG